AUGAAUCAACACAAGUUAGCCAAACUUCAGGCUCAGCAUGUUACCACCAAGGUGAACAAGAUUAAAGAUGAUGGGACAGUUAUCCAUUUCAAUAAUCCCAAAGGCCAAAAUUCCCUCUCAGCUAACAUCAUUGCAAUUACUGGUCAUCCAGAAGCCAAGCCAAUCACAGAAAUGCUUCCUGGAAUAUUAUGUCAGCUUGGUGCUGACAGCUUAAAAAGCCGUAGGAAGUUAGCUGAAGAGUUCCCCGGGCAAGUAUUGGACAGCAAAGAACCAAAACCAGAAGACAUUGAUGAGGAAGAUGAUGAUGUUCCAGAUUUUGUAGAAAAUCUUGAUGAAGCAUCAAAGAAUGAAGCUAACUAA
Molecule: messenger RNA, 360 nt
Organism: Lepus europaeus (European hare)
Lineage: Eukaryota; Metazoa; Chordata; Mammalia; Lagomorpha; Leporidae
Product: transcription factor BTF3 homolog 4-like
Exons: 2
Coding region: 1-360 (119 amino acids)
Source: RefSeq, a predicted model, not a curated record